AUGUCGCUGUGUCCAUCCUGGGUCUGGGCCUUUGAUUCGAACGUCCAUGUCGCCAAGGAUAGGGACUGGUUUACAGACAACUACGUCUCCUUCAAUUCCUCGGUCGAGGAUAGAAGCGGCAACCGUUACGAAGUCAUCGGCGUCGGCACCGUCAGACUUCGCACCCAGAAAAAGCCAGGCUUGUCCGGCGACGCCAGCCGCGGCCAAAUCUGGCUGACCAAAGUCCUGCAUUGUCCAACGAUGCCCUGCAACAUCAUCGGCAAACCAAUCAUAGAGGACUACCUCAUCACGCCCUUUCAUUAUGAAGCUUCCUUGGACGACAUUUUCAACAGCGGCGAUCCAUUCGCAUAUAUCAACAAUUAUCACAUUGACAUGCGGGAGCACCCAGAGCUGGCCUAUUUCAAGCCUGUGUUUAGGGGCGAUUAUUGUUGGCGCCUGUGCCACCUCGUUCUCACGCCGCCCCCUGAGGGUGUCCAUGUUGGACCGCGGGUUUUCGAGCGCCGCAAGGCCAAGGAGUACAAUAUCCACGCGGAGUUGGCCAGCGAUGAGCAAGAGAGACUCAAGCGUGUGAUUGCCGGAAUCGAUACCUCUGGCCCUGACUUCCUGCGUCCGGAAGAGGAAGAGUGGCUCAAGUUCCAUGAUGGCAGCGAGGAGAAGUUCCUUGCUAGCCGUGGAUUCGAGAUCGAUGUCGAGCAGGAUCGCAAGGACGGCCGUGCUAUCCUGCGGGAUAUCAUUGCUGGAAAGAAAAACUGGACCGAGACGACUUAA
This is a messenger RNA of Penicillium bovifimosum, 768 nucleotides long. RefSeq lists its product as uncharacterized. NCBI's taxonomy places the organism in Eukaryota, Fungi, Ascomycota, Eurotiomycetes, Eurotiales, Aspergillaceae. The coding region runs from base 1 to 768 and encodes 255 amino acids. The record is from RefSeq and is a predicted model, not a curated record. The transcript has 2 exons.